Messenger RNA from Nematocida ausubeli, 339 nucleotides. RefSeq lists its product as uncharacterized. The record is from RefSeq and is a predicted model, not a curated record. The transcript has a single exon. The coding region runs from base 1 to 339 and encodes 112 amino acids. Lineage: Eukaryota; Fungi; Microsporidia.
AUGAAAACACAAAAAACAUUAAUCUUUUUACUUGCACUACUAGUUUUUUUAUCUUUCUGUAAAGCAAACGAAGAUAAGGAAAAAGAGAAAGACAAUAAUAUAGAAAAACCCGGAUUGUUUAGUAGAUUUAAGGGCUUCUUUUCUAGUGUGUUUAGAAGAAAUUCAAAUUCUAAAGAAGAAAAACCCACAGAAGAAGAACAUAACGCCAAAAAGGAAGGGCAUAACGCUGAAAAGGGAGAACAUAACGCCAAAAAAGACAAAAAGAAUGCUAAAAAGGGAAAAAAGAUCCAUGAAAUCAAUGAAGCCACACACCCUGCCAUAAAUCCAAAUAGUGGUUAA